AUGAUUGCCAUUGAUCUUAAGUUUGAAGAAUGGCAAUGGCAGUAUCAAAUAUCAACUACCUUUUUCAUUUGUGUUAUAUUACCAACUUUAUAUUAUGUUUAUGCUAAAUAUAUUACUUCAAGUCCAAAUAAUUAUAAUAAAUUAGAAGAACCAAUCAAAUUACAAAUUCAAAUUCCUGAUGAAGCAAGACCUCAUUGGAAAGGUAAGAGAUUAUAUCCUCCUAAUCUUUCAAUUAGGAUUCCAAAUGAACCAAAUAAGAUUCAAAGUUAUUGUCCAGCAACUGGUCAAUAUUUAGGAACUACAAAUGUAACUUCUCCAGAAGAAAUGGAUAUUCAAAUAAACAAAGCUAAAAAGGCACAAAAGGAAUGGAAGAAUUCUUCAUUUAUCUUACGUCGUAAACUCUUGAGAACUUUAACUAAUUUCAUUCUUGAGAAUCAAGAAAAUAUCGCCAGAAUUGCUUGUCGUGAUAGUGGGAAAACUAAAUUGGAUGCUCUGAUGGGAGAAAUUAUGGUUACUCUUGAAAAAUUGAAUUGGAUAAUAGCCAAUGGUGAAAGAGCCUUAAGACCUUCUCAAAGACCAGGUCCUUCAAACUUUUUGAUUGGUUUAAUGAAAAAUGCCGAAAUUAGAUAUGAACCUCUUGGGGUUAUCGCAGCAAUUGUUUCUUGGAAUUAUCCUUUCCAUAAUUUGAUGGGUCCAGUUAUCGCCGCUUUGUUUUCUGGAAAUGCAAUAAUCGUUAAGUGCUCAGAACAAGUAGUUUGGUCUUCAAAAUGGUUUAUUGAUAUGGUUAGAGCAGCAUUGAAACUGUUGGAUAUAGAUGAAAAUUUAGUACAAUUGUGUUGUUGUUUCCCAAAUGAUGCUGACCACUUCACAUGUCAUCCAGGAUUGUCUCAUAUUACAUUUAUUGGAUCCAAACCAGUUGCCCACCAUGUUGUUCAAAGUGCAGCUAAAGAAUUGACUCCUUGUGUUGUCGAAUUGGGUGGAAAAGACGCAGUGGUUGUAUUGGAUGAUGUCAAAGAUAUCAAUGCUUUAGCUUCUGUCAUUUUGAGAGGAACAUUCCAGAGUGCUGGACAAAACUGUAUCGGUAUAGAAAGAGUCAUCUGUCUUCCUAAAGCCUAUGAAAGCUUAGUAGAUAUUUUUACGAAUAGAAUUAAAGAUUUCCGUUUGGGUUCUGAUAUUGAUCAAUCUGAUGAAAUUGACAUGGGGGCUAUGAUUUCAAACAAUAGAUUUGAAGAAAUAGAAGAAUUAAUAAAAGAUGCCGUUAGUAAAGGUGCAAGAUUGAUUCAUGGUGGGAAGCCAUAUCAACAUCCAAACUAUCCACAAGGUCAUUACUUCGAACCUACUUUAUUAGUCGAUGUUGAUCCAAGUAUGAGAAUAUUUCAAGAGGAAGUGUUUGGUCCAGUUCUUACUAUGAUCAAGGCAACGGAUGCUGAUGAUGCUGUUCAAAUCGCCAAUAAUACUGUGUACGGUUUAGGUAAUUCUGUAUUUGGAAGUAAUUUCAAGCAAAUCAAUGAGAUUGCUAAUAAUCUUGAAAGUGGUAAUGUUGCAAUCAAUGACUUUGCUACAUUCUAUGUGGCUCAACUUCCUUUUGGUGGUUGCAAGAAAUCCGGUUAUGGUAAAUUUGGUGGAGAAGAAGGUCUUACUGGUUUGUGUAAUGCAAAAUCUGUCAUUAUGGAUAAGCCGUUGUUAAGGUUAUUAGGAAUCGCUACGAAAAUCCCUCCACCUAUAGAUUAUCCUAUUAAGGAUGAUAAAGCUGCUUGGAAAUUUGUUCGUAGUUUGAAUGUUGCUGGUUAUGAUAACAGAAUUUGGGCCAAGAUAAAAGCAUUUAAUACCUUGGCUAAAGGUGGGAAGUAA
Hemisphaericaspora subhashii is the source of this 1851-nucleotide messenger RNA. It is a transcript of the gene MSC7, whose product is annotated as meiotic recombination directing protein. Gene Ontology annotation, molecular function: aldehyde dehydrogenase (NAD+) activity. Lineage: Eukaryota; Fungi; Ascomycota; Pichiomycetes; Serinales; Debaryomycetaceae. The transcript has a single exon. The coding region runs from base 1 to 1851 and encodes 616 amino acids. The record is from RefSeq and is a predicted model, not a curated record.